AUUCGAAUUCACGUGAAUUUAACGCUACUACUAAUGAAAGUGAAAGUUCCCAAUCUGAUGAUAGUGAAGCUAACAUCGCUGGGAAAAAUAAUGAACCUCCAUGCGAAGCUUAUCACCAUUCUCUUCUGAUGAAACAACUGGUUGUUUUAAGCGAAAGAUGA
Messenger RNA from Funneliformis mosseae, 161 nucleotides. Lineage: Eukaryota; Fungi; Glomeromycota; Glomeromycetes; Glomerales; Glomeraceae. The record is from the annotation of a GenBank genome assembly.